GCUCCCCAGGGAGUCAGUGGGCAGCAGGGACAAUAGCAGACAUGCUGUGUGGGCUCAACCGGGAGACCCCUGAAGAGGCCGACGAUGGGCCUUACUCCAAAGGAGGCAAGGAUGCAGGAGGCGCCGACGUGGCCCUGGCUUGCCGCAGACAGAGCAUUCCAGAGGAGUUCCGAGGGGUCACCGUGGUGGAACUGAUCAAGAAAGAAGGCAGCACGCUGGGCCUGACCAUCUCAGGUGGCACCGACAAGGAUGGGAAGCCCAGGGUCUCCAACCUGAGGCCCGGGGGGCUGGCGGCCAGGAGUGACCUGCUGAACGUGGGCGACUACAUUCGGUCAGUGAACGGGAUCCACCUGACCAGGCUCCGCCACGAUGAGAUCAUCACCCUGCUCAAGAACGUGGGCGAGCGCGUGGUGCUGGAGGUGGAGUAUGAGCUGCCCCCGCCCGCCCCGGAGAACAACCCAGGGAUCAUUUCAAAGACAGUGGACAUCUCGCUCUACAAGGAGGCCAAUAGCUUUGGCUUUGUCCUGAGAGGAGGGGCCCAUGAAGACAGCCACAGGUGUCGCCCACUUGUCCUGACCUAUGUGCGACCUGGGGGCCCUGCCGACAGGGAGGGCUCUCUGAAGGUGGGUGACAGGCUGCUCAGCGUGGACGGGAUCCCCCUGCAUGGGGCCAGCCUCGCCAUGGCCCUGGCCACUCUGCGGCAGUGCAGCCACGAGGCCCUCUUCCAGGUGGAGUAUGACGUGGCCAUUCCAGAUACUGUGGCCAAUGCUUCGGGGCCCCUGAUAGUGGAGAUCACCAAGACGCCGGGGUCCGCCCUGGGAAUCUCACUCACCGCCGGCUCCCACCGGAACAAGCCAGUCAUCACCAUCGACCGCAUCAAGCCGGCCAGCGUGGUGGACAGGAGUGGAGCGCUGCAUGCUGGAGACCACAUCCUGUCCAUCGACGGCACUAGCACGGAGCACUGCUCAUUGCUCGAGGCCACCAAGCUGCUGGCCAGUGUGUCAGAGAAAGUGCAACUGGAGAUCCUGCCUGCGCCCCAAAGUCGGCGGCCCCUGAAGCCCUCAGAGGCAGUGAAGGUGCAGAGAAGUGAGCAACCACAUCGCUGGGCCCCCUGUGUGCCCUCCUGCCACAGCCCCCGGCCCGGCCACUACAGGACGACGCCCACCUGGUCUACACCUGCCGGCCAAGACCAGAGCCGAUCCUUAUCCUCGACUCCAUUUUCCUCGCCGGUCAUGAACCACACCUUGCCCUGCGCCAACCCCAGCACCCUUCCCCGUGGAUCCCAGCCCAUGAGCCCCCGGACCACAAUGGGGCGGAGGAGGCAGCGAAGAAGGGAGCACAAGAGUUCAUUGUCUCUGGCCUCCAGCACCGUGGGGCCAGGCGGGCAGAUCGUGCACACAGAGACCACGGAGGUUGUGCUCUGCGGCGACCCCCUCAGCGGCUUCGGCCUCCAGCUCCAGGGCGGCAUCUUCGCCACCGAGACCCUGUCCUCCCCGCCCCUGGUGCGCUUCAUCGAGCCCGACAGCCCGGCCGAGAGGUGUGGGCUGCUGCAGGUGGGGGACCGCGUGCUGUCCAUCAACGGCAUCGCCACUGAGGACGGGACCAUGGAGGAGGCCAACCAGCUGCUGCGGGAUGCCGCGCUGGCCCACAAGGUCGUGCUGGAGAUCGAGUUCGACGUGGCGGAGUCUGUCAUCCCGAGUAGCGGCACCUUCCACGUGAAGCUGCCUAAGAGGCGCGGUGUGGAGCUGGGCAUCACCAUCAGCUCGGCCAGCAGGAAGCGAGGGGAGCCCCUGACCAUCUCUGACAUCAAGAAAGGCAGUGUGGCACACAGGACUGGCACCCUCGAGCCAGGGGACAAGCUGCUGGCCAUCGACAAUAUCCGCCUGGACACCUGUGCCAUGGAGGACGCCGUGCAGAUCCUGCGGCAGUGCGAGGACCUGGUGAAGCUGAAGAUCCGGAAGGACGAGGACAACUCUGAUGAGCAGGAGACCACGGGUGCCAUCAGCUACACGGUGGAGCUGAAACGCUACGGGGGCCCCCUGGGCAUCACCAUCUCAGGCACGGAGGAGCCUUUUGACCCCAUUGUCAUCUCCGGCCUCACCAAGCGUGGUCUGGCUGAGAGGACUGGCGCUAUCCACGUUGGGGACCGUAUCCUGGCCAUCAACAGCGUUAGCCUCAAGGGCCGGCCACUGAGUGAGGCCAUCCACCUCCUGCAGGUGGCUGGUGAGACCGUCACACUGAAGAUCAAGAAGCAGCUAGACCGCCCACUUGCACCUCACAAGUCAGGCAGCUUCAGCGAGCCCAGUGAUGCGGAUGAGGACCCGCCAGAGGCACUCAAAGGAGGACAGCUGACGGCCCGGUUCUCGCCCGCUGUGCCGAGCGUGGACAGCGCCUUGGAGUCCUGGGACAGCUCGGCCACAGAGAGUGGCUUUGGGGGCCCAGGUUCCUACACUCCACAGACGACAGCCCGGGCUGUGAACCCCCAGGAGUGGCAGCCCAGCCGGUUGAGAAGCAGCCCCCCACCCACUGAGCCCCGGAGGACGAGCUACACCCCGGCCCCUGCUGACAAGAGCUUCCCCGAGGAGGAGGAAGAGGAGGAUUGGGAGCCACCGACUAGCCCAGCCCCCGGCCCUGCCCACAAGGAGGGCUUCUGGCGCGUGUUUGGGGAAGCCCUCGAAGACCUGGAGUCAUGUGGUCAGUCAGAGCUGCUGAGGGAACUGGAGGCAUCCAUCAUGACGGGCACCGUGCAGAGCGUGGCCCUCGAGGGCAGGCCUGGCCACCGGCCCUGGCGGAGGGGCCGGGAGGUACGCCCUUCCCCGGAGGAGAUGCAGGAGCUGCUGCUGCCAACACCCUUGGAGAUGCACAAGGUGACCCUGUACAAGGACCCCACGAGGAAUGACUUUGGUUUCAGCGUCUCAGACGGCCUCCUGGAGAAGGGUGUCUAUGUCCACACUGUGCGCCCCGAGGGGCCCGCCCAGCGUGGGGGCCUCCAGCCCUUCGACAGGGUCCUCCAGGUCAACCACGUUCGCACGCGGGACUUCGACUGCUGCCUGGCGGUGCCGCUCCUGGCCGAGGCGGGCGACGUGCUGCAGCUGGUCAUCAGCCGCAACCCGCUGGCACAGAGCAGCCGGACCCCGCGAGCACCCGGCCCCAGCAGCCCCCGGAUGCUCUGACGUCGGCGUGGUCGACACCCAAGGGGCACUCCAGCUGAUCCUGGCUCCCAGACCUGUAGCUGGGCUGGAAAAGUGGCCAGCCACAUGUCCAUCUGUCCAUCUGGCAGGCUCUAAGCCACGGACAGGACCUUGUCACUGUUCUCUGGUUCUGUGGAACUGGGGUGCCAGGCAGUGAGGUCCCUGCCCCAAUUGGAGUGGCAUCUCCAGGUCUUUCUCCAUGUUGGGUCUCCAAGAUGCCCAGAGGUGCCCAGCCUAACAGGGACAGGCUGCUCAGCUGGGAGAAGAGGGGUCUGGAGGUGGCCUCAGGUCCCUACUGAGCAUCCUCAGACAGGCGUCUGAUGUGGGGAAGCCUAGCUCAGCGUAGGGAGCGCUUUCUCCCAGUGGAGCUAUGGAGCUGGAAUGAGCUGCCAUGGAGGAGUGAGCUCCGUUAGAGCAGGUGAGCAAGCAGGGGCUGGGCACCCCGUGGGGUUGUUGCCUGAGGGGUGAGGCCUCCCAGUGAUGCCUCCACAUGUGCUCAGAGGGCUAGUUUCCUGACAGGAGCAAUCGGGGUGAGGCUGGGGCCACUUCGGCGGAAGAAAUGAUCGCCAGGAAGGAUGCUGCCCGGGCGGGAGCCACCUCCUCCUCCAGGAUUCUGGUGUUCGGGGCUCGCUGGUUCUGGGAGUCUCUGAGUCCCAGUGUCCCCACUUAGAAGGUUCUGAGCUGGGACGUCUGGAACCCAGGAAGCAUCAGCCCUUUGAUAUGAAAGUUGGUGAUUGUUUCAUUUUGGCGUCUCUGAUCCAAAGCUUCUGAGAUUUGAGGCCGGGGUACUGGGCGCCCUGGGCAGCUCAGUGGCUGGCUUUGGGCUCUCAGCCCCUCCUGCUUCUUUUGUAGGACAUGUGGCCACUAACCCAUCUGCACAGGCCCCUCGGAGCCCAGGCUCCUCCAUGUGGAGGGAGUCAUUUUGGGAUAAAACUGGGGCUCCAUUCACCUGCCACUCAGUGAAGGUGGGAAGCCAUGGAAAUACGAUACAUAAGCUGGUGCAACUACUCCCCAGGGUCCAAUUCAGGGGAGAAGGAGGAGGGCGAAGGAGAGAGAGAGAGAGAGAGAGAGAGAGAGAGAGAGAGAGAGAGAGAGAGAGAGAGAGAGAAAAGAGAGGCUGGAGAGAUGGCCAUUCUCUCUCACACUCAAUGGUGACAGUGUCCAAAGUGGUCAUCCAAGGAAGUUCCUUCCCACUUGAAAUCUGGAAGCACCAGCAUCUCUUAAAAUUGCUUUCCUCAUUUCCACAGACCAGAAGCCCUUUUGGUUGUGAGAAGGGCCCAGGGCCUCCGCCGGGUGGUCUGGUGUGGCCCCUGGGAUGGAGGUGGGCGGGCAGGGUGCAGCCAGGUCUGGGCUUUGCUUUGUCCCCACCCAGCUCUUGAUGGGGGUCUCACAAAAACGGGGCACCCACUCUCACCUGCACCCGCCUUCGCCUCUGUCCCCCCUUGGCCCGAAAAACGUUCUUCCACUCAAGGGACCAGAUCAGGAGUCAAAAGGCCUGUUCCUCCCCCUGACCCCACCCCCCAACUGCUCGGUUGCUGUGUGACCCCCUGUGAGACUGAUGCCCCCCAAUGGACAAUCAAGGGGUGGACAGUCUCUGAGCAGGUUCAGGCCUCCGUGUCCACUGUGGCCCCUCAGCCCCCUGCCCAACUCUCCCCAAGGGCCUGCCUCCCUGGAGAGCCCUUAUGCCCUGGCUGGACUGCCCAGUGCCUCUACUCUCUUGGAUGUCUGCGGGAACAUCCACCCAUUACAGGGGCACCAAGCAAGAGCCAAGAACCCUCAGCUUGGGGUGAGGGCACAGCAGAGACAUGGCCACUUGCAGCCUCACCUGUGUGACUUUAGGAAAGUGGCUCAGCCUCUCUGGGCCUCUGUCACUUGACAGAGUUGGACAGAACACACUCCCGGGGCCUUUGACUUGGGGACGCUGCACUGGACUGCAGGCGAAGGAAGAUGCACCCUAACCCUGACCAAUGCUCCCCUUCCUCCUGGGGCUGGGGCCUCUGCCAUUCCCCUUCCCCAUCCACGUAUGCAACGGGACCUGGAGGCUCGGCGGGUGGACUCCUUGCUGUGGCCGCCUUCUCAUAUGCAAUAUUUCUUCUGGCUUCUCAUGGGGAUGUUCAUCCCAGACUUGACGUUUCCUGACACCCGUCCCGGUGAGCGUCCUGCCUGCCUAUGCAUUUUGGGUACAGUCCUUGCAACACUCCCCUCCCACCCCUAAAAGCUGUAUUUUUCUCUGGCUGAGAUGAGAGCAUAUUCCUUGUAAAGUAUUUUUCUACAUGGGGUUUCUUAGGGCUCUCGGGAAGCACUACAAGCCAAGGGGCUGCACUGCAAAGGCCAUUUGGGGUGUUUGCACCCCGUGUCAAUCUGUCUGUCCCACCAGGGACUGCAGUGACUUGGGAGUUGGGGGUGGGGUGCU
Messenger RNA from Myotis myotis, 5604 nucleotides. RefSeq names its product glutamate receptor interacting protein 2 (gene GRIP2). NCBI's taxonomy places the organism in Eukaryota, Metazoa, Chordata, Mammalia, Chiroptera, Vespertilionidae. The record is from RefSeq and is a predicted model, not a curated record. The transcript is spliced from 24 exons. Gene Ontology annotation, biological process: neurotransmitter receptor transport, endosome to postsynaptic membrane. Gene Ontology annotation, molecular function: protein binding. Bases 42 to 3173 code for a protein of 1043 amino acids.